Molecule: messenger RNA, 6583 nt
Organism: Ectocarpus sp. CCAP 1310/34
Lineage: Eukaryota; Phaeophyceae; Ectocarpales; Ectocarpaceae
Source: the annotation of a GenBank genome assembly
CGCCUCUUGUGCAACAUCAAUAAGCCGUGCUUGGAUAGCAGCGAAGUGCCAUCUCUUCUCCGUCUUUUCGUUCAUCACACCCGCACCCACCCACAUCCGCGUGCCGGAUCGAGCAGAGAGGCCAGCUUGACGAGCUUGAGCUGGAAAGCCCGUCUUGCUUGCACACGUGCAAUAGCUGCUUGUGUCUACACAUAGCAGGCGCACAGGCGGUGGACGUGUUCUUCACUCCCCUAUCCCACCGCACACAAACAAACCCUGGUUGGGUCCUCAUCAGACUCACAGCCGGUCUCGAGCACGCAGCAAGACACCCCCCACGAGCCACCAGCACCGCCACUGCUGCUGCUGCCGCUGCUAGCCGCCCCUGGUCUGCUCCCGAGAUAGACGGCAGGCAGCAAAAUGGAGAACCAACCUUUGCUCAAGCAAGGGCCACGCGGAUCCGGCACCGACUUUGCGGGGCAGGACCAUCAUGACUUUGGGGGGGGGGACGUCGCGCGCGCCCGGAGCGGGGGCGGGUCGCAGGCGUACUCCUCCGCGGCGGUCUUCGCCGUAUUUUUCUUCCCUGCCCUCGGCGGCCUCUUGUUCGGGUACGACAUCGGCGCGACUUCUUCCGUGCUGACGCAGCUCGAGUCUUCCACCUUAUCGGACGUUUCUUGGUACAACGUGGUGGCGAGCAGCACGCUCCUGCAGGGGAUCAUCACCAGUAAUGGCGUUUUGGGGGCAAUGAUCGGAUCAAUCAUCUGCUUCAAGGUGGGCGACGCCCUCGGCAGGCGGCGGGAGAUCCUGGUGGCGGCCCUGCUCUUUUUCUUCGGGGCCAUAGUUGAGGCGGUUUCGGGGUCUUCGGUUUGGUCGGGAGACUGGGGGUUGGUGGUCCUCAUGAUUGGCCGGGUGUCCUAUGGGGUGGGGUGCGGCUUCGCCAUGCACGGGGCACCAGCCUACAUCGGGGAGAUGUCUCCCGCGGCGGUGCGCGGCUUGCUGGUGUCGUUGAAGGAAGCCAUGAUCGUCGUCGGCAUGCUGUUCGGGUACAGCAUCGGUUGGUACCUCGAGGACACCGUCGCCGGCUGGAGGUACACGUACGGAGCGGGCGCCUUCCCAGCUGUGAUCAUGUUCGCGGGGAUGUUCCUCAUGCCGCCCUCAGCUAGAUGGCUGGUCUUCUCGGGCAAGAUGGACGAAGCGAGGGAGUCUCUGCAAUUCGUCACACCGGGCAUCUCCGAACUGGCCGUGGCGGAGAUCCAGGCGUCCGCGGAGAAGUCUCAGAGGGAAGGGGAGGGCAAUGUCGGUUUCGAGGCCCUCUGGUCGCCCACAUGCAAACAGGCCUUAAUAGUCGGGCUCUCGCUGGUGACCGGUCAGCCCAGCGUCCUCUACUACGCUGACACGAUCUUCGAGGACGUGGGCCUGGACAGCAGCGCUUCGGUCCUUGUCGCUGCCUUCAAGCUCGUCGCCACGCUCUGUGCCGUCUUUACGGUGGACAAGCACGGGAGGGUGAAGCUGCUCAACAUCGGGUGCAUGCUGAUGCUGUUCGCCCUGAUCGCCCUGACCAUUGCCUUCAUGUUCGACUACGUGAGCGACGAAGACUGCAACGACUACACCACCGACAGCACGUGCUCCGCGUACUCGGACAAAUGUGAAUGGGAUACGAGCUGCACGUGCGACAGCACCAGCACCUCCACCUCCUCCACUUCCUCGAGCAGCGGCUGCACCUGCUGCGGAGUAGCGGGUCUCGACACCCAGAAGGCGUGCAUCCUUGCGGCGAUGUUCGUGUAUAUUGGGGGUUACCAGGUUGGGUUCGGGCCGGUGGUUUGGCUCAUCAUCUCGGAGAUUUUCCCCUUGGAUGUCAGGGGCAAGGCCAUCUCGGUGGCGGUGGUGGCCAACUUCGGGUUCAACCUGCUCGUGACCUUCAUCUUCCCGACGAUGCUGGAAGGCCUCGGAUCCUCGUGGACGUUCGCGAUCUUCGCCGUCGCUGACGUCUACUCGCUGUACUUCAUCAAGACCCGGGUGCCAGAGACGAAGGGGCUGUCCUUGGAGCAGAUCGAAGCCCUGUUCCUGCGGAGAGGACAGCGGAACACGCGAGCGGCUCUUGCGUGACAGGCCCGCGAGCAUUAGAACCGCAGGGGGGAAUGCGCUCAGAGAGCGUUUCGCUCGUUGGGGGCCAGGCUAGCAGCAGCGACAGCAGCAGGGAGGGGGCGCGGCGAGAGCCAUUUAUCUUUCUUCGUUGGUAUCACGACCUUGUGCUGGAAAGCUGGCUUCAGGAGGCAGGUCCCAGUCGGUACAUGUACGCGGCGUGGGUUUCAUGAAUCACUAACGCCCGCGUCCGACCAUGUCAUCAACAUCUUGUGCGACGAGCUCGGGCUUGUGAAGGGAUGCCAUCAAUACGAUUUUGCUUUCGAGAGUUGCUGAUGGUGUUUUUCGGACGGCUUGUGUCAAAGGUCACACGGUCGGGUGUGGUUGCGCUUUCGGGCUAGCGACAGGGCAGCUGAAAAGCAUAACAUAUUCACUUCGAGAAUGCCCCGAGGGCCUGUACUGUACAACGACGGGUGUUGUCACGACGUGCGAGUUUCCCAUUGGCAGAAGGUGGUGACGCGUGUGCUAGAGGUGGGGGCGUCUUACUCGAUUGUUUGUUCCUUCCCUUGUACGCGGCAGGAGGGUGGGAGCCGUCAUCACGAGCGCCAAUGGGGGCAAUAGGGGGAUGCGAUAGAUGGAAGAACAUUCGCUGUAGAGCUCUGUCCGUUGUUGCAUGGUUCAUCGGCGUGGUGGUGGGCUGUUCGACACUAUGCCCCCCCCUGAGCUUGCGUGGUAGAGUGGCCGGCACCAGGUGCGGAGUUGAAGUUGUUUGGGAAAGGGAGGUGGUGGAGGACCGGGGCUCGCGUGAGGAGUUUUUACCUCUAGCUGAGCUAUCCGUGUCCCAGGCGACGGUGGCGUCGUUCUCCAUUCGAUAUGCUCCUUUUCACAUUUGUUUGGCCGUCCUGUGUUUCAGUUUCAAGUGAAUUUAUGGCAGUAUUAAUGGCUUAGCCUUUGUGCCCGGUGUUGGUGGCGGUGUGCUGUGAUCGGGGUCUGUAUUUUUUUUUUUGUGCAGUAAGAUGCGUGAUAUAAGAUGCGUGAUAUCCGUCUCAUUUUCUUGUGCUCCAUCGCUCGUCAAGAGAUGCCGAGGGCUCUUCAGCAAUCCAAGAAUUGCGCGGACACGGCUUUCGGCGGGUGCUGUUGCGACGCUACCUGGUUGAUGGUUCGAUGUUGGCGGAGUACCCGAUCGUUGUUCGGAGCUCGCGCUACCCCCGCUGCUUGAGUGGAUACUUGGAUACAUCUACUACAGUAGCGGCGUUCCCAACUACUGUAGAAGGAAGAGAGUAGGAGUGAGGUCCAACUGCAUCCGAAGUAGUCAACGUGUUCCGAUGUGGACCUAUGUAUCUAUGUAGAUAACAUGGCCGGGCAUCGAUGAAGAAAACCAAACAGCGCCGACCACAGUGAAUUGUGAGUCAUUUGUGUGAAGAGAAGGUGCAGAAUUCACAAACCGUCGUUAGACGUCCCGAGCGGUUAGAUUAGGGAAACGGUCAUUUAGGCCGUUCCUUGGCGAGCACCCUAUGCUAGGCAUUCGAUGGGCGCUGAAUCCACUACUGUGGGCACAUUGCGGGAAGCUCAUCAUGAUGGGAGUUUUGGGAAUGCCUAUCAAUAAGCAUGCCCGUGCGUGGGGCGUCAAUCGUAGUGGGCAACAAGACGCCGAAAACAGGCGAACAAGAUCGACCUCGGACCAGUCAACGCCAAUGUUAUGGGGAUGGGAGUGUAGACGCAUCGUAGAACGCGUUUUCGUUUGAAGUUGACGUCUUGUUUGAGAGUAGAUGUGAUAGAUUUGCGUAGAAUAGGGUAAGAUGUUAUCAUGAACGGAGAUGAAAGGGCUUUUCCAACACGGAGAUGUAGCAUGGAUCAAAGCAUUUGUUGGAUUUCAGCUUUUACAAGCGGACAUCAACGCAGUAGCAUUUUAGCAAGCUUACGAACGCAUAUAGGAUACCAUCAGGAUUGUCAUUGGUUUUAUUUCAAGUUGAAGAGGAGAUACUUUUACGAUGUAAAUGACAGUAGAAAUAAGUCCUACAUAUCUUGUUGUACUUCGUAUUGGUUUAAUAUUCAUGUAGAGUAUGAGACAUUAAGUGAAAGUUUUCUGAGAUGAUUACGGCGACUCUGCUGUGUGCGGUGGCUGGAGAGGAGGAGCUUUUCCUCGUCCUGGCGGUAGUGGCAAUGCGGCAACUCCAAUCAAUGCGUUCCCAACUCAAACCACGCUCCCAACUCGAACCACGCCGCCGGGUGAACUGUGCUAACCCUGACUUCCAAGCACUUGACCGCUGGUGUGACUGAUGACUCGCUACCUCCCUCAAGGGGCGGAGAUAAACACGAAGUUCGCCGUAGGAGAAGCGGCUACCGCGGUCACUGGUGCGGGUGAAAAGCUGUCCCAACCAUGCCCACCACGCACGCCCCCAGCACGUUCUUUUUAACACAAACGUUCACCGGAAAUGUCCCCAACGCGUGCCGGUUCCACACCAGUUGCCUCAAGGAUUGAUGGCUGUGCUCUCGGAGUACGUGUCGUGCGGUAAGGUGGAUGUGUGCGUGUGCGCGCAUGAAGUUUCUUUUUUUCAAACGCGGAAAAAAAAACGUACCAAAUGGAAAAAAAAACAGACGAGCUGGACUGCAGAAUUCGAACGAAAAGGCGCGGCGGAACCUCGAAACAUGUUUUUUUGGCGAAACACGUUUUUUUCGUGCGUUUUUUCCCAAACCGUCUAUUUUACGAUACCGCGCGAAGCAUUGUGAGGAUACAUGCGAUGUGCACAAAACCAAUCUUUCUGUGCUCCAAACGCCCACCAGCGGUCGAGUAAGUCGUACUUUUCGCCGAAACCAACGCGGGGUUCCCGAGGCACGAAACAAAUUGCGCUGUGUUCCCAGGCCUGUUAGGAAGGAGUGACCAGCCGGGUGUCUACGAGCCGAGAGUAUCUCUUUUGUUCGGAAAGCUUGCCCAUAAGACUGCUCAGUCAGCGCUGACUGAGUAGUCUAGUCUAAUGGGUAGAUGGGAGAAGUAAAGGGAGAAUGGAGAAGAAAUGGGAGAAAGAAAGGGAGACGGUGGGGUUGGGACGAGGGCGGAGGAGGGUGAAAUACAGACGGCGGGGUAGACUAUAUCUGUAGGAGGUUGGCGAAGGAGCCGCGGGGGGUUAGCCUCACUUGCCCACGGGGUUGGAGAAAGCGCGCAACCUUCAGUUUCCACGAGCAAAGCGUAGAUGGUGGAGGGUGGAAGCCAAACAUCCUUCGCCGAGUACACCGGAGGGGAUCAGCGACGGAAACGCUACAGAGGAGCAUCGUCGGCAAGAGCGUGCGGAUCGGAAGCUGCUCCGGACCGUACAUAAGGUGGGGAGAAAGGCGACUGAGCUCGAGCGCAAGGUGGGUUGACAGAGUCAUUUUCCUCGCCUGUCACAGUUCGUGUUGAGUAUCUCUCUGAAUGCCGCAAAUCUGCUGCGAAUUUCAUGGACGGAAGGAGUGAAAUCGAUCAGGUUCGUUUGCACGUAUGCAUAAUAUUCUAUGAAUAUUUCACCGACCUCGUACCAUUGUACCUCGGAUUAUGGUGUUGGUUUCGCAGUAGUUUCACAUCCCGUUAUUCAAGAGUGUCGUACUACUGAAGCACUGAAAUGGCAGAGUUUUGGCUUCUAGUGGACAUCGGUUCCCUCUCUUCGAAGCUGAAAGUGAAACACAUUUUGUGCAAUGAGGCUGUGCGGUGUUAUGCCUCUGAUUCGAUUAACCAAGCGAGGUAUACGUGUCGGGGUCGGAUUUCUGUGUGACACCGGGACCUGGGGCACAGCCAGGUCUCAUAAUGAAUGCCAGGCAAAAGAGGAAGGAGUGAAAUUCUCGCGCAAGGGUCACGACAGACAGUGAACCAGCACGUUGACAAGGAGUCGGGACGCAGGUUAAUACCGCAACUUGGUCUGACGGAAACCUUGCCCGAUAAUGAUAUUGGCAAGAAUGAAAUGAGUGAACUUCGUAAAGACCUUGUUUCCGUGAAGCUCUAUUUCUUCAACGACAUGGUACCACGUUUCUUGAAAUAUCACAGAUUUUGAAAAAACUUCACUCCGGAUUCGACCACCAUGUCGUGCUACCGACCAAGCAGAGUCUUGUUUCAGGUGCAUAUGGAUUUCCUCGACAAUUGACCCUCCUCGGAGAUGACAUUGAAACGCAAUGACGCCCUGCCAUGGUAUGCCUCUUAUUCGAUCAAUCAACGAUGAUAUUCGUGUCGGAGUCGGGACUCGGAUUCAGACCGGGACUUCUGGCACAGACGGCUCUCGAUUUGAACGUCGUGGACAAGAAGGAAGGAGUGAUGUUCUCAGGGAGAAAUUCAUGUCGGAGUCUGGACUGGAUUUCACACCGGGACGUGGGCUACCGAAUCUUGGUAUUGGAACUGUUUUCAAGGUCAACGAGGAUGAAAAUCUCGAACCCACCUCGUACGAUGUGGUGAUGGAGUCAAGAGGUGGCAUGCACACGUUCCUCCUGAUCUCGUCGACGCAAACGUGCCAGGUCGUUGCCAGUACACCAACAAUCCACCGAACCGGCAGGGGAAAAGGGU